UCUCAACCCACACCGUCGCAAUUAAGACGAAGACGCCACCAAGGCACCAAACCACAACGAUCCAAAACCUCACGCUUCUCCCCGUCUCCGGUCUCCCCGCACGCCAAACCUCCGCGAUCCCGGAGAAAUCCCCACCCCGGCCGCCCCCUCCCGCCACCUCGCCCGGCGAAGAUGCACCUGUGGCCGUCGCUCCGGAUCCGGGACUCGUUCAAGCACGCCUACCUGGAGAAGCUGGAGCUCAACCUCGCCGGCAAGAAGCGCGCGUCGCGGCAGGGGCAAGACGAGGACCAGGACAAGGGCCAGCAGCGGGAGCCCCUGCUCGAGCCCCCCCCGACGUCGGGGGGCUCGAUGGUGGCCAGCGCGCUCGAGCUCGCCUGGGACGCCGCCAUGCUCCUCACCUGCUGCUGCUGCUGCUUCUGCUGCGGCGCCUUUGGCGAGGAGGAUGAUCAUCUAACAGGUCGCUGACGCUAUCAAUCACCUCCAGCCAACUCAUUACAUUUCGAAAAGUAUCCACCUGUAGUGAGUCAGUCAAAUAAUUUCAGCUUUGUACAUACUGUAUGAAUGUUUGGUUUUCAGAAUAUGUGGCCCAAAUUAAGAUGCCACUGAUAGGUAGAUAUACAGGAGUAUUUUCUGUAGGAGAUUUUCUCUAGGCUUCAGAACUUAUCUGAAUCUACAUUCAGGGCUUGUGCGAUUGCAUUUCUCACCGCUGCACUGUUGUUCUCUCCACAUUGAUGUUAGCUCAGAACUUAUCUGGGUUACUGGGUAAAUCGUAGCUGUAUCUACUUCAUAGGAUUUUAAUUGCUCGUUAGCGUAUUUAGUGGUUUCCCUUCACUCGGCAAGAGAAUUUCUAUUUUGAACUAGAGUUUCUAGUUUGUAUCUUUUGUUCCUGGUCCUGAACAUAUUUCUUUGCGGUUAAAGUGAACCGGAGAAACACUGUGAA
Molecule: messenger RNA, 940 nt
Organism: Lolium rigidum
Lineage: Eukaryota; Viridiplantae; Streptophyta; Magnoliopsida; Poales; Poaceae
Exons: 2
Coding region: 172-465 (97 amino acids)
Source: RefSeq, a predicted model, not a curated record